AUGAAAGUUCUAGUAGGAGUCAAACGCGUCGUCGACUAUGCAGUCAAGGUCCGCGUCCAAAACAAGAGCGUCGAUCUAAACAACGUCAAAAUGAGCUUGAAUCCCUUUUGUGAAAUUGCCGUCGAAGAAGCUGUCCGUCUCAAGGAAGGAAAGCAUGCUGAUGAGGUGGUUGCAAUGUCUAUUGGACCCAAGCAGUGUACUGAGACUCUCCGAACUGCCUUGGCCAUGGGCUGUGAUCGUGCGAUUCAUGUCACUACUGAUUUGAGGACCGAUUACAUGGAUUUGCAGCCUUAUGCAAUUGCCAAGAUCUUUGAAAAGGUGGCAGAACAAGAAGGCACCGAUUUGGUCUUGCUGGGAAAGCAGGGGAUUGAUAGCGAUUGUGGUCAAACUGGGCCCAUGCUUGCCGGCUUCUUGGGAUGGCCUCAAGUGACCUUUGCCGCCAACUUGGAAGCAAAGGAUGGUGGCAUUCAGGUGGAACGUGAAACAGAUGCUGGUACGGAGACUAUCAAUAUCCCAUCACUCCCAGCAGUUGUCACAUGUGACUUGCGGUUGAACGAGCCUCGUUAUGCCACUCUCCCAAACAUUAUGAAGGCGAAGAAGAAAAAGGUGGAUACCAUUGCUGCUGACAGUUUUGGAAUUGACCUGGAGGCCCACAACGAAGUCCUCGAGGUCUUUGAACCUCCGCAGAGACAAGAAGGAAUAAUGGUGGACGAUAUUGACCAGCUUGUCGACAAGCUUAAGAAUGAAGCAGGUGUCCUUGCUUAA
This is a messenger RNA of Cylindrotheca closterium, 765 nucleotides long. NCBI's taxonomy places the organism in Eukaryota, Bacillariophyta, Bacillariophyceae, Bacillariales, Bacillariaceae. The record is from the annotation of a GenBank genome assembly.